Jatropha curcas is the source of this 868-nucleotide messenger RNA. RefSeq names its product Thioredoxin superfamily protein (gene PRXQ). Gene Ontology annotation, biological process: cell redox homeostasis; cellular response to oxidative stress. The record is from RefSeq and is a predicted model, not a curated record. NCBI's taxonomy places the organism in Eukaryota, Viridiplantae, Streptophyta, Magnoliopsida, Malpighiales, Euphorbiaceae. Gene Ontology annotation, molecular function: thioredoxin peroxidase activity. Gene Ontology annotation, cellular component: cytoplasm; chloroplast thylakoid membrane.
CCCUUAUCUUUCCUUUGCUAAACCCAUAAAAUGCGACCAACAAAAGGACCAAAUAACAUUUAUCCUUCUUUUGCUUCUCUCUAUAUCAAAUGGCUUCCAUUUCUCUACCUAAGCAUUCUCUACCUUCUCUCCUUCCUACUCAGAAACCCAGACACUCUCCUUCUCAAAAUCUCCCAAUUUUCUCCAAAGCUUCACAAUCCCAAUUUUAUGGCCUCAAGCUCUCUAAUUUAUCUUCUCUCACAAUUCCAUCUUCUUCUUCUUUGAAGACUACCAUUUUUGCUAAGGUGAAUAAAGGACAGGUGCCUCCGUCUUUCACAUUGAAAGAUCAAGAUGGGAAAAAUGUGAGCCUUUCUAAAUUCAAAGGGAAGCCUGUAGUUGUUUAUUUCUACCCAGCUGAUGAGACCCCUGGCUGCACCAAACAGGCCUGUGCUUUCAGGGAUUCUUAUGAGAAGUUUAAGAAAGCAGGAGCAGAGGUUAUUGGAAUCAGUGGUGAUGAUACAUCGUCGCACAAUGCUUUUGCGAAAAAAUAUAGACUUCCAUUUACAUUGCUGAGUGACGAAGGAAAUAAAGUAAGAAAAGAGUGGGGCAUUCCAGGAGAUUUAUUUGGAGCAUUACCUGGAAGACAGACGUAUGUUCUUGACAAGAAAGGCGUGGUUCAACUCAUCUACAACAACCAGUUCCAACCCGAAAAGCAUAUUGAUGAAACCCUGAAACUACUUCAAAGCCUUUGAACUUUUCUUCUAUGUUGUAUUGCUUUUGUCUUACCAUUUUCCCCCGUUAGUAUAUUCUCUUGUAGCUCAACAAUGGCCCUGUAUUAUACAUUUACAAGGAAUUGAGUUCGAUUUGUUAUUAAGGUGUUUUGUUUAUA